UAGCUAACAAAAUAGGUGGAUGAUAUAUGUUCCAUUGCACUAGCAGAGUAGCAGAAAGCUUGGCCGCUUUAUAUAUACCACUGGGACUCGAAGCUUGUACUUCUUCUACCUCUGCUGGCCUGGUUGGUUUAAUUUACGACCACUUCUUGGGUUAAGCACACUACUAGCUACUGCACAAUCACAGCAAAUGCUACCUUAUUACCCUAACAGCAGGCCUCAUCGCCAUCACCAUCACCAUCAUUGCGUCUACCAGCAAGAGCAGUCACUCUUCCAGAACCCUACUGCAGCUGCGGCUGCGGCUUUCCUCAUGCCGGCGACCGCGUCGAUGUCUGCUUGGGACGGGUACGGCGCGCAGAUCUUCCCCGCCGACAUGAUGCUCCGCCACCAGGAGACCCUGGAGGCCGUGCUCCAGCAUCCGGCGGCGACGGUGCUGGCUCCCCUGCGGGCACCGGAAGCGGGCCAACCGGCUGCGGGGGAGGGGGAGCUGAGAGACGCGGCGCCGGCGGGGGCGGAUGGCGGCGCCGGCGGCGUCCAUGGCGCUGCCGUGCCGCGGAGGCGGCCGUACCGGACGGACCGGCACAGCAAGAUCCGCACGGCGCAGGGCGUGCGCGACCGGCGGAUGCGGCUGUCGGUCGGCGUCGCGCGGGAGUUCUUCGCGCUGCAGGACCGCCUGGGGUUCGACAAGGCCAGCAAGACCGUCAACUGGCUCCUCACCCAGUCCAAGCCAGCCAUCGACCGCCUCCCCGCGGUGGUGACGAAGGGGGGAGGGGAGGGGAGCUCCUCGAGCACUUGCUGUUUCAAGGACUCGAGGGAGGAGAAGGCGGCGGAAAAUGGAAGAAGCAGAGUUGGCGGUCGUGAUGGGCCAGCAGCGGCGCUCAUGGAAGAGCACGGCGGCGGCGAGGUUGACUGGAUCACGUCGGACGCCGCAGCGGCAGCGCCGCCGCUGCCGCCGCUGCCGAUGGACGAGUUGGAGUACUACUACCAGUACUACCUGCAGCUUGAGGAGAUGAUGAGAUGCAACAACGGAGGAGGGCCAAGGUGAUUUCUUGUAUGGUAUGUAAACAAAUUAGGUCUCAACUCUAUAAAGCCUGAAGGUUUCUCUAUAGCGUAAUUAAUUAGGCUUCUGCUGCCAUGAUCUCCAAAGCUACAAAUAUAUGGUACAUAUACACGAGCUGGUUCUCUAUCGAUCAAGAGUAUUAGCCGGGGUUUGCGGUAUCGAAAUUUGGUUAGUGGAAAUUAGCCAUACAAUUUUCUGCUGCUGUUCUUGAAUUAAUUCGUCACAUAAUCGUGGUUUUCGUA
Molecule: messenger RNA, 1299 nt
Organism: Panicum virgatum (switchgrass)
Lineage: Eukaryota; Viridiplantae; Streptophyta; Magnoliopsida; Poales; Poaceae
Product: transcription factor TB1-like
Exons: 1
Coding region: 188-1042 (284 amino acids)
Biological process (GO): regulation of secondary shoot formation
Cellular component (GO): nucleus
Molecular function (GO): DNA-binding transcription factor activity; sequence-specific DNA binding
Source: RefSeq, a predicted model, not a curated record